CACAACAAACCAACCAACCAAAAAUUGCACCGACAGUUGAACAAUAAUCAAAAAGAAAAAUAAAAAAUAAAAAAAUUGAACCCGGUGAUCUUAGGGUUAAAUUUUACUGCGGCGAUCUGGUGGUUUCCGGCGGAUUUGCAUUGCAAUGGAGUCUCAUGGAGCCGGACUCCGCCGCGUUCUGCUCCUGUCCGUUUGUGUCGUUGGCAUUUGGUCCGCUUACAUUUACCAAGGCGUCCUCCAAGAGACCGUGUCGACAAGGAGAUUUGGUCCUGAGAAGAAGAGGUUCGAGCACUUGGCAUUCUUGAAUCUAGCACAAAAUGUAUUCUGUUUGAAUUGGUCAUUCAUAAUGAUAAAGAUUUGGUCCAAUGGUGGUGAUGGUGCUCCUUGGUGGAGUUAUUGGAGUGCCGGUAUAACAAAUACAAUUGGCCCAGCUAUGGGGAUUGAAGCAUUGAAAUAUAUUAGUUACCCUGCUCAGGUGCUGGCAAAAUCCUCAAAAAUGAUUCCAGUUAUGCUGAUGGGUACACUAGUUUAUGGAAUUAGAUAUACCUUUCCAGAGUAUCUUUGUACAUUACUUGUUGCCGGAGGGGUAUCAAUGUUCGCACUUUCAAAGACUAGCUCGAAGACAAUAAGCAAACUAGCCCACCCAAAUGCUCCACUUGGAUAUGGGCUUUGUUUUCUGAACCUUGCUUUUGAUGGAUUCACCAAUGCCACUCAGGAUUCAAUUACAGCCAGGUACCCAAAGACGAGUGCUUGGAAUAUAAUGCUAGGAAUGAAUAUAUGGGGUACCAUUUACAAUAUGAUAUUCAUGUUCGGGUGGCCAAAUGCCAUCGGAUUUGAGGCAAUUCAGUUCUGCAAGCAGCAUCCGGAGGUUGCAUGGGACAUUUUCCUCUACUGUUUGUGCGGUGCAAUUGGCCAAAAUUUCAUUUUUUUAACCAUUAGUCGAUUUGGUUCACUGACUAACACAACAAUAACCACAACACGGAAAUUUGUAAGCAUAGUGGUAUCUUCACUGCUGAGUGGCAAUCCUCUGUCGUAUAAGCAAUGGGGAAGUGUUGUCAUGGUUUUCUCAGGAUUAUCCUACCAGAUAUAUUUAAAAUGGAGAAAAUUGCAGAGAAUGCAGAGGAAAAAGAAGGCAAUGUGAGGAAGUCCAGCAUUGUUGAAUUUAAGACGCUAGGCAUUUUUCCCCCUCUGAUAAGAUAUUGAUCAUAAGGCAUUGUGGUUGUAUUAUCAAAAUGGGAGAAUGUAACUGGUUAGAUAUAUAGACACUAGAUAGAUUUCUAUAUAAAGCCCAUCUGUAGAAGUUUUGUUUACAUAUUCAGUAACUGUGGAUUCAUGUGUUAAUCUCAGUUGGUCAAAUAUAUAUUUUUGUUCAGUUAUUAGAAGCAUGUUUGGCUUAGCUUAAA
Molecule: messenger RNA, 1403 nt
Organism: Olea europaea var. sylvestris
Lineage: Eukaryota; Viridiplantae; Streptophyta; Magnoliopsida; Lamiales; Oleaceae
Product: UDP-galactose/UDP-glucose transporter 3
Exons: 7
Coding region: 146-1141 (331 amino acids)
Biological process (GO): UDP-galactose transmembrane transport
Cellular component (GO): endoplasmic reticulum membrane; Golgi membrane
Molecular function (GO): UDP-glucose transmembrane transporter activity; UDP-galactose transmembrane transporter activity
Source: RefSeq, a predicted model, not a curated record